CACUCCUUUUAAUCAUAUUUUCUAUGGGCUUUAUCUAUUUAAGACGUCAGUGACAGUAAGCUGCUUCGACAUCCUUUUCUUUCCAUGUCAUUAAAGAAUUAUGAUAAAAUCCGAAGAUCCCGCCCAGGAUUAUCGAUCAUUUGGUCGUUUGGGCGGAUUUUGGAGUACCUUGUUCAUAACCCUGAUCGAUAAGCGCAAACCCGUUCGUUUCCCUUAAAUGUAGCAUCCCACUUAGUGUCAAUCGGCAAACUCGCGCCCAACAAAGGCCCAACACAUCGUCAUCCUGACCUAGGAGCGGAUCUAUUUUCCAAGGCCUGACUGCCUGACCACAGCCGCCAGUAUGGUGCAACGUAGAAGCUUGCUCAAGGCCAAAAGUACUCCGGGGUCCUCGAACGCCGUCAAUACCCGCCAGCCCACUCCUUCUAGCUCGAGUCCCUCAGCUGAUACAUCCACCAAUUCGUCCGGGUUUAUCACCGACCCCAAGCGAUCCGUGCCCAAAGGCAGGCACACCACUCAGCCCUCAGAGCCCAUCCCUGGACCCAGUCGCCCAUACGGUACUUCAACGCCCAAGCCGGCGUCUCGCCGUCCCAGCUUGAUUCAGGCCACGCCCGUAAACCCGGUGCGACCUGUAGCGGUUGUCGCAUCCAAAUCCAAGACGCCUAAACGUAAGGGCGGCCAGGCGUCGAAGCGUCGUUAUCGACCUGGCUUAAAGGCCUUGCAAGAGAUUCGCCAAUAUCAAAAGAGUACCAAUCUCUUGAUUCCAAAAUUGCCUUUUAGUCGGCUUAUUCGAGAUAUCGCUCAGCAUUUGAGUCCAAAUGGCGGAUUAAGGUUCCAAUCCGCGGCCUUGAUGGCGUUACAAGAGGCGGCAGAGGCGUUUCUGGUUUUCGUGUUCGAAGACACUCUCUUAUGUUGUAUUCACGCCAAACGUGUCACCAUCAUGACUAAGGACAUGAUAUUGGCUCAACGAAUCCGAGGCUAUCAUCAUCAUCGUUGUUGAACUCGACGCAUUUUUACUAGAGCUAUAACACAUUAGCUCUUCUCGUUAUAUGUUCAAUGGGUCUAGUGAGCGGUGCGGAUGGGUACGCCCACUCGUCCUAGGUUUUGUAUUUUACGAUCUCGCCCUCUGUGACUUCAGAGGGACUUGUAUUAUUGUAAUGAAAAUUCUAGUUAACUGGAGUGAUCUUCUCUUUGUAUUGAAAUUUGAUGUCAUCCGUCCCGAAUAGAUAUUUGUUGUAAGCGUUCCCAUUCUGCUUCAAUCUAGUUCUAUGCUUUCCGUUUUAGA
Tigriopus californicus is the source of this 1282-nucleotide messenger RNA. Its product is annotated as histone H3-like. The coding region runs from base 341 to 997 and encodes 218 amino acids. Gene Ontology annotation, cellular component: nucleosome. Lineage: Eukaryota; Metazoa; Arthropoda; Copepoda; Harpacticoida; Harpacticidae. The transcript has a single exon. The record is from RefSeq and is a predicted model, not a curated record. Gene Ontology annotation, molecular function: DNA binding; structural constituent of chromatin; protein heterodimerization activity.